This is a messenger RNA of Papaver somniferum (opium poppy), 552 nucleotides long. RefSeq lists its product as uncharacterized. The record is from RefSeq and is a predicted model, not a curated record. Gene Ontology annotation, molecular function: DNA helicase activity. The transcript is spliced from 2 exons. Lineage: Eukaryota; Viridiplantae; Streptophyta; Magnoliopsida; Ranunculales; Papaveraceae. Gene Ontology annotation, biological process: DNA repair; telomere maintenance. Bases 1 to 552 code for a protein of 183 amino acids.
AUGGGAGGUGAUUUUCUCCAGGUACUACCAGUGAUUUCAAGGAGUACAAGGGGACAGACAGUCGAUGCAUGUCUUAGCAGGUCACAUUUGUGGGAAAAUGUACAUGUCUUGCAUCUGAAGAAGAAUAUGCGUGCAGCCGAUGAUGCAUCUUAUUCUGAAUUUUUGAUUCGUGUUGGUGACGGGGAUGAACCUUGCGUUGGUAAUGAGAUGAUAAUGGUUCCGGAAGAGAUGGUCAUACCAUGGGUUAGUGAUGCUUCUUUGUCUCAGCUUAUAGAUGUUACAUUUCCGAACUUGGUGGAAAAUGUCAGAGACAGAGACUACAUGGUCAAUAGGGCAUUGAUCACGCCAUUGAAUGAGUACGUCGAGAAGCUUAAUGACCAAGUACUUAGAAUCUUUCCUGGAAAAGAGGUUCUAUUCUACUCAUUUGAUUCUGUGGACGACGAUACUCACGGUAUUUACCAACAACCUGAACAACAUUGCUCAUGGGGGUUUGCCAUCACACAUUUUAAAAUUGAAUAUCAGUGCGCCUAUUAUGUUGUUGCGGAAUGUUGA